Molecule: messenger RNA, 3273 nt
Organism: Chenopodium quinoa (quinoa)
Lineage: Eukaryota; Viridiplantae; Streptophyta; Magnoliopsida; Caryophyllales; Amaranthaceae
Product: probable leucine-rich repeat receptor-like protein kinase At5g49770
Exons: 19
Coding region: 287-3064 (925 amino acids)
Biological process (GO): protein phosphorylation
Molecular function (GO): protein kinase activity; ATP binding; protein binding
Source: RefSeq, a predicted model, not a curated record
AUUUGGUAUUGAAUAAUUCUGGAUAUGGGUUUUGAGCUUUUGACUUGGACAAAGUCAGUUUUAAUCUUUUUUCAUGUUCCUUUCUGUAAUUUCUUUAGGGUGGUUGGCAUUGGAUAAUAAUUAAUAAUUAAUUACUUAUAAAUAAAGAAAGAAUUAUCAUUAGUUUGCCUACUUUGUUUUUACUGAUUAUUUCGAGCGCUUUUAAAUUACUAAUUGGCAAUAGAAAUUUGUUGUGUAUGUUGAUUGUUGAGAGGAGAAAGUAGGGAAAAAUAGGCAACCUGGAGUUAUGAAUUCAGGCAUAUUGGUGUAUUUGCUGCUUUUAUUCUCAUGUUGUUGUGUUGUAAUAGCAAAAACAGAUCCUGCUGACCUGGAUGCUUUGAGAUCUGUCAAGAAACAAUGGCAAAAGACACCACCCAAUUGGGUCAAAGGUGAUCCAUGUGGUCGGAAAUGGGAGGGUAUUUACUGUAAUGAUUCACGUGUGAUUAGCAUUAUACUACCCGGCAUAAAUUUAGCAGGUCCUUUUCCUGAAGAUAUCUUGUCAUUAUCUGAACUACAGACUUUGGAUCUAUCGAACAAUAGAGGUCUGACAGGCCCUCUUCCGUCAAAUAUUGGGUAUCUGCAAAAUUUAGUACACCUUGUACUUGUGGGCUGUAAUUUCUCUGGCCCGAUUCCAGAGUCUAUUGUAACUCUUCGGAAACUUACUCAUUUGUUUCUGAAUAUGAAUCACUUCAGUGGAAACAUACCACGUUCUGUUGGUAACCUCACAAAUCUCGUCUGGCUUGAUCUUAGUGAAAACCAGCUUGAUGGAACAUUACCAGUUUCCAACACGACUACAAGUGGCCUGGAUAAGCUUCUUAAGGCCAAGCACUUUCAUCUUGGACGUAAUAAGUUCUCAGGUGAAAUUCCACGUGAACUUUUCAGCUCAGGGAUGUCUCUGAUACAUGUCAUUUUAAAUGAAAACCAGCUCAAUGGAAGUAUUCCAGAAACAUUGGGGCUUGUACGGAAUUUAACAGUAAUUCGUUUGGACAGGAACUCCUUGAGUGGUUCUGUGCCCCAAAAUUUGAGUAUGCUCACUAAUGUGAGUGAGCUCUACUUGGCAAACAACAAUUUGAGUGGGCCAAUCCCUGACCUAACAAGAAUGACUCUCCUUACAUUUGUAGACUUGAGUAAUAAUAAGUUUGAUGCAGCGUCUGUUCCUCAGUGGGUUGAGGAGUUACCAAAUUUAACUACAUUAUUGAUGGCAAACACUAGUCUUGAAGGGAAUAUAUCAUCAACCCUGUUCAACUUACCUCAAAUACAGACUUUGGUACUAAAUAAUAACCAGCUAAAUGGCACUGUAGAAAUUCCAGCUAAUGUCAGCAUGAAUCUCCGCCAUUUGGAUUUGCGGAAUAAUUCCAUAGAUGGCUUUAGUUCCGGAGUAUACAACAAGAGCAUUCUGCUUGAUGAAAAUCCUUUUUGUCUGAGGCCAGAAGCUGAAGGAAACUGCACUACUGUCCAGCCUUCAAAAUAUUUAAACUUUAUACCACUACUUAAAUGUUCUCCUCCAACUUGUUUUUCAGACCCAAUACUUCCAUCUGAUUGCAAACGUCCUUACCUUGGUAACCUGGUAUUCAGAUCAUUCAACUUUUCUGAUCUGGCAAACAUGCGCUACUACGACUUUCUAAGAGACACUUUGCAACCUCUUCUAUCACCCCAAGUUUCAAUAGAUAGAGUGUGUUUGGUGAGUUCAAUGAUAGAUACAAACGGGUACCUUGUAUUGAACAUAUCAUUCUUUCCUCCUGGUGAUGAGUACUUCAAUCGAACAGGAAUAUCUUUAGUUGGGAAUGUCCUCAACAAUCAUGUUUUUGACUCGCCAUAUGGACCAUAUUACUAUAUUGAUAAGCCUUAUACCUUUCCAGGACGAACCAGGAACACUGCUCUUAUUAUAGGAGUAACAGUGAGUGGCUUUGUGCUUUUGGUGCUAACAAUUGCUGCUGGAGUUUAUGCCUAUCGUCAAAUGAAAAUAGCCCAGAGAGCUGCUAAAUUAAACAAUCCUUUCUUAUCCUGGAACAAAGGUAACAUUCCUCAAGUGAAGGGAGCCAGAUGGUUCUCAUUUGAAGAUGUUAGACAGUGCACCAGUGAUUUUUCUUCUGAAAGUGAGAUUGGAGUUGGGGGUUAUGGGAAGGUUUACAAGGGGAAACUUGGCACUGGAGAACUUGUAGCGAUCAAAAGAGCUCAGAAGGGAUCAAUGCAGGGGGCAUUGGAGUUCAAAACUGAGAUUGAACUCUUAUCAAGGGUUCACCACAAGAAUGUUGUCAAUCUAGUUGGCUUCUGUUAUGAUAAAGGUGAACAGAUGCUGAUUUAUGAAUAUGUUCCAAAUGGGAGCUUGAGGGCAGCUCUUUCAGGGAAAUCUGGAGUCCGGUUAGAUUGGACACGCAGGCUAAAUAUUGCCCUAGGUGCAGCUAGAGGUCUGGCAUACUUGCAUGAGCUUGCUGACCCACCCAUCAUACACAGGGACAUUAAAUCAGACAAUAUCCUGCUGACUGAUCACUUGAAUGCGAAAGUGGCAGAUUUUGGUCUGUCAAUACCUUUCAGUGAUGAUAAGGGUCAGGUGGCCACCCAAGUUAAAGGAACUCUGGGGUACUUGGAUCCAGAAUACUAUAUGACCCAAAUAUUAACUGAGAAGAGUGAUAUCUAUAGUUUUGGAGUAGUGAUGCUGGAGCUUGUUACUGGAAAGUUGCCAUUGGAGAAACACACAUACAUUGUCAGAGUAGUAAGGGAUUCAUUGAAGGAGACUGGGAGCGUAUACAACCUUGUGGACCCUGCCCUUCGUUCAGACAUUCUGAUUGACACGGAUGAAUUUGUGAAUCUUGCUAUGAAGUGUCUUCAAGAUACGGGAGAUGAGCGACCUUCAAUGAAUGAAGUGGUGAAAGAGAUCGAGAGUAUAAUUGAAGCAAGUAAUAUGAACUACGAUGUUGAAUCAACUACCACCUCUGCCAGCUUUGAUGUAACAAGAGAUAGUGGUUAUCCUUAUAACAGCUAUGGCUCCAUGGAUAGCAGAAUGAGCAGCCCGUUUAUAAAAUGAGAGAAUUCUCUGUACAAAUUCUCUAUCUGUUCUCUGCUUCACUCUGAUUGAUCUUUGUGUUGGAGUGUAGUAGACUUUUCUGACUACAUUAUUUUUUUUGAAUUUUGAUAGGUUAUUAUUGUGUACAUAAAAUGAGGUGGUACUGUUUUAUUUGUACAUAUAUACAUAUACAUACACAAUAAAGCAGCAUUUAUAGGACUUAUAGUGCA